Molecule: messenger RNA, 1083 nt
Organism: Didymodactylos carnosus
Lineage: Eukaryota; Metazoa; Rotifera; Eurotatoria; Philodinida; Philodinidae
Source: the annotation of a GenBank genome assembly
AUGGGAGGUGACUCUGUUUGUAAUGAAGGUAAAUGCACUGCAGAUGAAACAAACGAGUAUGGAUUUCGAUGCAAUUGUAAACCUGGUUUCACUGGACAAUUUUGUGAUAUACCGUUUGAUAUUUAUCCAUGUGCUUCUAACCCAUGUAAAAAUGGAAAAUGUUUAAUCGAUGGUACGAGUACAUCAUUUUUCUGCAGUUGUCCCGCAGGGUUAACUGGACGAUUAUGUGAUACACCAGUCGUACCAAAUUUAUGUGCAUCAGGUUCCACAUUUUGUUUAAAUGGGGGUACAUGUUUGACAAAUCCAACUGAUAACAGUCCGAUCUGUAAAUGUCUUCCGAACUAUACGGGAGCACGCUGUGAAGUUGUUAUAGAUCGUUGUGCCGGUAAUCCAUGCCAAAAUGGUGGAAAGUGUUAUUCAAAUGCUGACUCAAUCUUCUGUGCCUGUAUUGCACCUUAUACGGGUGACCGUUGUCAAACAGUAACGGAAGAAAUUCGUCAUGAAUCUGUGUGGACAUGUGAUUUGUUCAAAUAUAAUUAUUAUCAAUUAACUGAUAAACGGGGUAAAAUGACAAAAGAUGACGUAAUGAAAUUAAUAAUUGAUCAUACAAAAUCAAAAGAUUGUAUCAUUUAUUAUACGUAUAUGCUCGAUAAUAACUUAUCCGAUGUACUAAAGUAUUUCAAAGAUGGCUGUCAAAUAACUGAAGAAUGUUUAUAUUUUAAUCAUAGUUGUGAGCCCAAUUGUGGCUUUAGUGAUGACGAGGAAGAGUUGGUGGUAGCACUGAGAGAUAUUCAUGUUGGAGAAAAAUUAACAUAUCAUUAUGAUACUAAAGCCAUCUAUCGCGCAGUAUUAUCAUUGGUGGAAGACAAACUUCUGGCGAUAGCUGCUAAAUCAUUUUCUAAAAAGGCUAUUGCUGUACCGAAUGGGUUUAGCGAAGAAGAAGUUGACACAUCUGAGUCAGAAGAUGAAGUUGCACAUAAUUUACGAAAUGAGUUAGCAAUUAAUAGUGAAUUAUCAUCAGAUGCAGCUGCUAAUAAUCAAGCAAAUAUUCAAUUGAAUAAUCAAAAAAGAAAAAAACGAUAG